AUGUCUGUCAGCUCAGUAUCCGGCACCAUGCUUAGGCGAACUAUUCUGAACUCCAGAGUCACGGCACAGCGCUUGAGCGUGGUUGAGGCUUCUUCGUGCACCGUCAUCCCCAAUGUUUUUGCAUCUUACAGAACUAUCCACCGUUCGGCUCGGUUGCCCGCUAUUACUGCCUCGGAGGCUCGUCACCGGCCGACUUUGCGGCCUCACCAACAGUCUGCGGUGACCCGCGUGAAUGGGCCAUCUCCAGUCAGCAAGCGCUCAAUUUUCAUCCAGACCGAGAACACACCGAAUCCCGAUGCUCUGAAGUUCAUCCCUAACCAUCGUGUCCUCCCAGAGGAUUUCCCGACAUCGUUCCUCGAGUUCCUGUCUCCUCGCUCUACCCUCGCUCCUCCUCACCCUUCCCCCUUGGCUGCGAACCUGUUCAAUGUUGACGGUGUAACAUCCAUCUUCUUCGGGCCCGAGUUCAUCACGGUGACCAAGGCAAGCGAUGCAAACUGGGCCCAUAUCAAACCCGAAGUCUUCAGCUUGAUUACGCAGGCUGUAACCUCCGGCGAGCCGAUCGUCAACACGGUCGCCAAGUCUGGAGAGAGCGCACAGGAGGGCGGCGAGCAGGAAUCACUCAGCUACAACGAAGAGGACGACGAAGUUGUCAGCAUGAUCAAGGAGCUCCUGGAGACAAGAAUCCGGCCGGCAAUCCAGGAAGACGGCGGCGACAUUGAGCUCCGCGGUUUUGAGAACGGUAUUGUGAUGCUAAAGUUGCGCGGCGCUUGCCGGACCUGCGAUUCAAGCACCGUCACUCUGAAGAAUGGCAUUGAGUCUAUGCUUAUGCACUACAUCGAAGAAGUGCAAGGAGUUGAGCAGGUGAUGGAUGAAGAAGAGGAGAUCUCGAUGCACGAAUUCGCUAAGUUUGAAGAGAAGUUGCGCCAGCAGAAGGGUGCCGCUGCCACCGCUUCUACGGGAGGCAAGGGUACUCUGGACUCGGCCCCAUAA
Molecule: messenger RNA, 990 nt
Organism: Aspergillus pseudonomiae
Lineage: Eukaryota; Fungi; Ascomycota; Eurotiomycetes; Eurotiales; Aspergillaceae
Product: NifU family protein
Exons: 3
Coding region: 1-990 (329 amino acids)
Biological process (GO): iron-sulfur cluster assembly
Cellular component (GO): mitochondrion
Molecular function (GO): iron ion binding; iron-sulfur cluster binding
Source: RefSeq, a predicted model, not a curated record